AGAGGCGGCAAAACUUCCCCCGAAACAUUUCGCCGUCCCGUCUCCUUCUCCUGCUCCUCCUCCUGCCUCCCGCGCGCUCCCCUCCUCGCCCCCGCGAGGCCGAGGGGAUCGUCCGGCCGACCGGAGCCCUGGUCGACUCCGGUGGGCGCCCGCCCUCAUCGCCCCUUGGCUCCGCGCUUGGCUUUCGUCCCCGGCCCCGAGGCCGGCUCGCCGCCGGCGGAUCCGUCGCCGGAGCUACUAGGGUUUCGCGGCAUCGGGCCUCGCCGCCGCCGAGAUCUAGGGUUUCGAGCUCAGGAAGGGUGGAAGUUUCCUAAGGCUAGAUCAAUAUUGAACCUGAUAGUUACCACAGCUGACGAAUAUCAAACAAUCAUGAAAGCUCCUGAGCAGCGCCGUAAACCAACUGAUACAGAAGCAAAGGCCAAACUUGGUGGUGAUAAGUUGCAUUGCCUGAAGCCAGGAAAAUACACCCACAAAUCAUCAGGCAAUAUCGGGGCAAAAUGCAGAAGAGAAGAUGCUCAAUCAUUUACCAGCAGUAAGAUUGCAUUGAAGGGUGGUAGCUUUAUGGAAGUACCAUUUAACAAUUCGACAAACUUACCUGCUCAACCACCAAAUUAUUCUAAAAAGAUGAAGCUUCAGUUUUUUCCAAUAGAUGAGGCGAUUCAAAAGGUUCUACAGCAGGAGAAACACAAUCCUUACCUUGAGUUGACCUUGGCUCCUCGAAAGAAGAUGUCCUCAAUUGUGCAACAUCUGAACACAAAAUGGGGCCGUUCUAGCUGCGCAAAAGGCGAGCUCAUGCUCUUCCCAUAUGGUGCUAGACCGGAUAGCUUAGUUGGCAGUGAAAAAUGGACUGUUAAUGAUUCUUGCACUGCUGCUGAUGUUUAUGUUGCUGUUGGCAGCCCUUCAACAUUUCGCUUAAGGUAUGGAUGGUUUGAGCACAAUUUGAAGCAACAAAGCAGCGAAGAAUCUUUUGCACCCAUGCACUCUGCAGAAAAGACCAUCGGUGACAAACCUUCAGAUCAUUUUGUGUUUCCAAACAAACCUUCAGAUCCUUUUGAGUUUCCAAACAAACCUUUAGAUCCUUUUGAGUUUCCAAACAAACCUUCAGAUCCUUUUGAGCUUCCAAACAAAUCUUCAGAUCCUUUUGAGUUUCCAAGCAAACCUUCAGAUCCUUUUGAGUUUCCAAGUAAAUUUACCAGUCCAUCCGAUGUGUGUAACACGGAACAGACUGUGGUGGAUAACCAAACCAAAGUGACACCUCUCUCGUGGAUAGACUGCAUAUCCAAUAUCAGUUUCGGAGCACUCUUAUCACAGGCUGUACCCUCUCAAGACAGUAAACAACCGCCUUUGCAAAAUAGCUCGAUUCUCCAGCAGAUUCCUGCUACGUGCGAUUCAUUUGAUGCUGCUAUUGCCUCCUUGAUUGCUCACCAGCAAACAAGUAACCAACCGAAGGUCUCACAUCCAUCUGUUUGGGAUGCAGAAGAAACUUGUCAUGCAUUUCCCCGGAAUCAAACUUCAGCCAGGAUGUUCUCUUCAGCUCAUGGCAACAGUAGUGCUAUUACCCCGUCUAUCCUGGGUGCAAUUCCUGAGUCUGAUACAGAUGGCAACCAGCGUUGUUCUACUGAAGGCAGGAAAGAGGAAUCAACCCCUCAGAUACCAGGCUUGGGCAAUAAUGAUAAUGUGAAGCCAGAUGUGCCAAUGCCUGAAUCCACCGGUGAGCCAGAGCUUGGGGCAUUUGACUCUAGGCUUUUGAGUGGAACCGACAGUUUAGGUCUAAGUGGCUUGCUAGCAAACAGCUUGGAUGCAUUUCCGAAGUUCACUGUUUCGUAAGGCUCAGAAAUUUACAUUGAAGACCUGAAGUUAUAGAUCCUGUAAAGAUCACCGUUUGGUUUCUUGCUUCAAGAACCGAUUACUUUUGGGCUUACUGAAGCUGGUCGUGUAGAUAAUCAGUUAACGGCCCAUCUUAGUCACAUAAACUUAAUUCUUACUGAUCGCUCGCUACUUGCGAGAAUUCUGUAUUUUCAAAAUUGUUCAUAAUCUGCUUGGUUGCUUACCGUUUUGUA
Molecule: messenger RNA, 2060 nt
Organism: Triticum dicoccoides
Lineage: Eukaryota; Viridiplantae; Streptophyta; Magnoliopsida; Poales; Poaceae
Product: TSL-kinase interacting protein 1-like
Exons: 8
Coding region: 370-1827 (485 amino acids)
Biological process (GO): pattern specification process
Cellular component (GO): nucleus
Molecular function (GO): chromatin binding
Source: RefSeq, a predicted model, not a curated record